AUGGAAGAAGGCCAAAAUUUUGAUGAAAAAAUUCCUGAUAUCUUAGGAGAAAUAGAAAGACACAAAGGCACAAAUAAAGCUAUGGAAAUCAGACUCCAAUUAAAAAAUCAAGAAAUUGAUCAGCUUCAAAAAUUUAUUGAAUCAAGCCAGCACCAUCUAAGCCUCCAGCUCCACCUAAUGAAAUUAAAUUCAAAAACCAUGCUAAUUGACCCUUCUAUGAAUUCUGAAAUAAAUUCAAUCAGAGCUCUAAAACAAGUUAAAAAAGCCGAACUUUCAGCUCAAGAAUCUUUAAAUGCUGAAUUGACUAACAAGCAGUUCAUGAAAGGUGGAAAACACCAACAAAAAUGACAGCAGCUAUAUGAAGAAAUUUACUGUGGGUUUAAAAAUUAUGCUGAAGGAAGGCUGCAAGAUGCCCAUCUCCAGCUUCAGCUUGAAGGGUUGAAAUCUCAAGAGAUGAAACAGAGGAUUGAUGAAAAUAAAGAACUUACUGAAUCGUUAGAAAAAGAAGCAGUGGAUCUGCAAGGAAAAGUAAAUGAAUUGCAGAACAGCUAUAAAAAGAGCUUAGACCAUUUAGAAGCUUUGAAACAAGAGAGCUCAAAAGUGAAGAGGAGUGGAUAA
This is a messenger RNA of Blepharisma stoltei, 618 nucleotides long. Lineage: Eukaryota; Ciliophora; Heterotrichea; Heterotrichida; Blepharismidae. The record is from the annotation of a GenBank genome assembly.